AUGCGCAUGCGCUCUCGCUCGUUGGACUCGAGCCGCCUGAGGUUGCGCUCCCUGGCGGACAGCCCCUGCCGCCUCCGCCGCGGCCCCCAGCUCGGGCCCCGCCUCUUCCCCCUCCGCCUACCGCCCUCCUCCGACUCGGUCACCCAAGAAACCGAAUUCCGUACACGAAGAGAGAUAAAGCAGACAAAUCAGGUUGUGUUACUGGCAUCCACGAAGAUGAAUACUGUUGGGAAGCUAUUGGGCAGGCUGCUUAUUAAGGAAGAGCGUGUAAAAACCGACAGCCCUGUCGAGAAAGGAUCCUCUUGCAGGUUUCCUUAUGAUUACAGGCUGAGGGCACUUAAUAAAACAUCUCCAUAG
Molecule: messenger RNA, 357 nt
Organism: Nezara viridula (southern green stink bug)
Lineage: Eukaryota; Metazoa; Arthropoda; Insecta; Hemiptera; Pentatomidae
Source: the annotation of a GenBank genome assembly